Messenger RNA from Amaranthus tricolor (Joseph's coat), 2083 nucleotides. RefSeq names its product probable E3 ubiquitin-protein ligase RHY1A. The coding region runs from base 228 to 1043 and encodes 271 amino acids. The record is from RefSeq and is a predicted model, not a curated record. Lineage: Eukaryota; Viridiplantae; Streptophyta; Magnoliopsida; Caryophyllales; Amaranthaceae. The transcript has 3 exons.
ACAAAUGUUUUGGAUAGUAAUGGAUUUAAAAACGAAUUGGAUAAUUGACAAUUGUACAACCAAUAACCAAUUAGAAAAAGGCAAUCGCUUUCUUUAGUUUCCUUAACAAAUUUUUAUAAAGAAAAUUUAGACUGUUUGAUGGAUUAUCUCCCAAUAUCUAAAUCGAAAAUCCAUAAUCUUCUCCCUCAAAUCUCAAUCUAGUUUCUGCAUUUUCUGCGAGUGUGUGAAUGACCAGCGCUGCUGUUCUUUUCUACGGUAGAAGGUCUCGAACUUCUAGAACUUUCGAUGACCUAGGGUUUGGUUCUCUUGCUCCUUCACCCUUCUCUCCUUCUUCUUCUACAUCGUCUGAUUCCAGUAACAGUAAUAAUCAGUGUCAUCGUCGUCAUCAUCAUCAUGAUCAUCGAAGAGGCGAUCUGCAUCGUCGUCACCGUCAUAUCAAUUUCGAUCGACCUGACAAAUUUCGCCAUUCAUCAAAUGUUCUGCAGCCUUCUCCUCGCCCUCCCUUGCCGGAGAGUGAAGCACAUCAAGGAUGUAAUGACGAGUCAUCCUCAUGUGACAUCAAUAGCCAAGAAAAUGUGCAUCGCCUACGUGGACGAUAUUAUAGGAAUGACAACCGACUCCCCGGUUCUGUAUUGCUGGCUAAAGAAAGACUUGUUCAAAGAUUAAGAGGUGUAUCAGUUUCUAGAAACAGGGAGAACAGCGUAUCAUCUCCAAGUGCUGCCUCCAAUCAUGUAUGGGCAGUCGAUGAUUUUACAGAAUCACCAUCACAAGCUAAUCAGCAGUCUACACCCAGAGAACAAGGAAGUAAACCCCUGGGACUCACCCAUGAAGCCCUCUCCCAAUUGCACCACGAGAUUUUCAAGGAGCAACAACCUUCGUCAAAAGCAUCAAAUGAAUGUAGCAUUUGUCUGGAGAGCUUUGUGGAAGGUAACAAGCUUGUUAACCUACCUUGUUGUCAUAGAUUUCAUAGUUCGUGCUUGUAUCCCUGGCUACAAACUUGUGGUGAAUGCCCUUACUGUCGCUCUUGUAUUAUGCUCAACUAGCUAGUGAAGUAGACAAAAACUCCACAAGUAAUCUUGUAUGGUUUAUUUGUAAGGAGCUCGUUUUGUUCCAGAGACAAGAGCUUGUUUACUACUGACUACCUAAGGUGCAUUGUGCUUAUGAUUUCGGCUUUGUAAUUAGUUUCUACCUCCUAAUUUAUGUUUAGGAAGCCUAUUUCUUUCCUGAAUAGUAAUGUAUUAAUGUUGGAUUUGCACAGUAUGCUAAUGAAUAGGGUUCACUUGUUGAGAGAUGUAACAGAUUGUUCUACUAUCACAUCAUGUGCCCUAAUCUUUAGAUGAUAUUUCGAGUUUGACAAACAAUAAGUGUAUUUUGUGUAUAAUUUUUUAAUUUGUUUUGAUGUAUGAAUAUGCACUGGCGUUCUACUGAGUUUAAUCUUUGGUUUAACAAAAGAUAUACAUGUGUUUAGCCUAGGGGUGUUUAUUAGCGGGCACAUUGCAUUUCGGGUACCCGAAAAGGAGAGUAGGCUAACGAAUGCGAAAGCAUGGGCUUAAAGGUGGCACGAAAGGUUAAUGACCAUGACUUGAAGGUGCACUAAUAAAACAUGGUUAUAUGCAAGUAUUAAAGUGAUUUAAGUAAAAAAAAGUAAUGUAAACAAGACACAGAGAUUUAAGGUGGUUCACCAUCAAUGAGGCUACAUUCACCAUCCUAGGCUAGUGUAUCAUUAUGUGUUUAAAGGAUAGAGGAGUUUGAAAGCUCAUUACAAUGUUGAAGAAAUUACAUCAAUAGCAUUUGUGCAUGUGAGUAUUACAUUGAGUAGAGAAUUAAAGAGAGUGGUAAGGAUAGAUAAUGGGAGGCUCAAGCUUUCUUGCUUGGCUCUAAUCAAUACAACAAAGCACUACACAUAUACAUAGGCUAAAGGGACAAUGGGGCAGCAACUUCAAAACAGCAAGCAACAGUAUGCAAUUGAACAGAACGGGAGCUGUAGCUGGCUCUGGUGCACUUUUUCCAGUCUGUUGCACAGUCCUCUAGGUCCCUAUGAUCUCCCCUAUGCUCCCAUAGCUUGAUCUAGCUUGUGUUAACA